Molecule: messenger RNA, 726 nt
Organism: Penicillium atrosanguineum
Lineage: Eukaryota; Fungi; Ascomycota; Eurotiomycetes; Eurotiales; Aspergillaceae
Exons: 3
Coding region: 1-726 (241 amino acids)
Source: RefSeq, a predicted model, not a curated record
AUGAACGGGAUUUUUCCAGCCGAUCUUGCAGUAUACCUGCUUUUCACGCCGAUCGUGAAUUAUCUUUUCUUCGCUCAUAGAUGGACUGGCUUCUUACCAUGGUACUACCUAUCGGUUUUUUGCCUUGCCCGAAUCGUCGGCGGUGGUCUCGGAGUUCAUGACAGCAACGGUCUACCGGCGAAUAUCAUUCAGAGUGUUGGAAUUACACCCUUGAUUCUGGCAAUUGAUGGGUUGGCCCACGAAGCACGAUGCUAUCGCCAUCCCUCGCACAAUCGAACUCUCGGUUGGUCUGUAGUCAUUGGUACCUCGGGCCUCAUGAUCGCAGCCCUAGCCCUCUCCAUUUCGGGCUCCCUGAAUAUCUUCGAAGGCACUCCCAAGUCGGAUAGUUUGACCGAGUGGAAAGCUGGAACAGUUUUGAUCCUUGUGACAUGGGUUCUACAAAUAAUUUGGUCUCUGUUUUCUCUCAUCUCAUCUCAAGGUGAAAAGGAUGCACCUGGUUACCACGGUGGCACUGCUCUUCUGCAAGGUGCUCUGGUCGCACUGGCGUUUGUUGGUAUUCGUGUCAUCUACGGAGUCAUCGCGGUUUUUACUCAAAAGAGAGAUCUCAGCCCGGUAUAUGGAACCACAGCAGUGCGAGUGGUUCUUAUGUUUCUUCCGGAGGUCCUGGCGACCAUGACAAUUAUUGCCGUGGGGCUUCGUACAAGACAUAUUCGACAUGUCAAAUAA